GCAAACCAGAAAGUGAGGAAGGACCACCCUCUCUUUUCCUCUCUCUUCCUGUGUGUGUGUGUGUUUUUCUAAGCUUUCACAUGAUGGGGAGCACCCCAAAUAUGAGCAAAAGAGGAGCAGACUUUCCACUUCUAUGUGUGGGUCUGAGAUAGUGUGGCCUGUAUUUAGGAAUCGGUUGAUUCAGGGAGAAUCAGUAAUAUGGAAAUUGAUCUCAACAGUGCACUGGUCGUUGGCAAGAAUUGUUGCUCCACUGAUUCCGCUGCCUCAUGUUGUACAAACACAACAGCAUCGAACAGUAGCAUUAGCAGCGGCAGCGGUGGUGGUGGUGGUGGUGGUGAUGGCGGUGGCGGAGGCGGCGGCAGUGGUGGUUCUAUCUGCUUGGAACUAUGGCAUGCUUGUGCUGGCACACUCAUCUCUCUUCCGAAGAAAGGCCACAUAGUUGUCUACUUUCCACAGGGCCACCUGGAGCAGGCGGUUUCUGCUUCUUCCUGCUUCAAGAAUUUGGAGCACCACCAAAUUCAGAUGCUCACAUACGAUCUCCCUCCUCAGAUUUUCUGCAGAGUUCUUGAUGUCAACCUUCAUGCUGAUCAGGAAAAUGAUGAGGUCUAUGCGCAAGUCACCCUUCUUCCCGAACCAGAGACAAUCGAGGUAUUUGAUAAAAAUUUAGAGGAAGAAGAAGAGGGUGGUUCGGAGACUUUGUGCAAAUCGACCCCUCAUAUGUUUUGCAAGACCCUGACUGCAUCAGACACGAGCACGCAUGGGGGAUUCUCAGUUCCCCGAAGAGCUGCUGAAGACUGUUUCCCACCUCUUGACUACAGUCAGCAAAGGCCAUCUCAGGAGCUUGUCGCUAAGGAUUUGCAUGGUGUUGAAUGGAGGUUUCGUCAUAUUUAUAGAGGCCAGCCGCGUAGGCAUCUUCUCACAACUGGAUGGAGUAUUUUUGUUAAUCAGAAAGGUCUUGUUUCAGGAGAUGCAGUUUUGUUUCUGAGAGGUGAAGAUGGAGGACUGAGACUUGGAAUUAGGAGAGCAUGUAGGCCGCGUAAUUCCAUUCCAUACUCGGUUCUCUGUUCCCAGGGUUUGCAACUCAGUAUUCUUUCUCCAGUAGCUAAUGCCAUGUCCACGAAAAGCAUGUUUCAUGUCUUUUACAGCCCAAGGGCAAGUCCUGCUGAGUUUGUAAUACCGUACCAGAAAUAUGUUAAAACUCUGAACCGUCCAGUUUCCAUUGGGAUGAGGUUCAAAAUGAGGUUUGAGAUGGAAGAUUCAGCAGAAAAGAGGUAUAAUGGUGUGAUUAGUGGAAUGGGUGAUCUUGAUCCUCUCAAGUGGCCUAACUCAAAAUGGAGGUGCUUGAUGGUACGUUGGGAUGAUUCUUCAGUAAUCAACCAUCAAGAAAGAGUUUCUCCAUGGGAGAUUGAACCAUCCCUUUCUUUACCAGCUUUGAGCUGUUCAGUUGGUCCCCGGAUAAAGAGACUACAGACAUGCCCUCAGCCAGACAUAGAGGGGAUGUGUUCUCUGGACUUUGGGGAAACUGUGAGAUCCCAUAAGGUCUUGCAAGGUCAAGAAAAUUUUGCUAUCGCACCAGUAUUUGACAGAUCUGAUCAAUUCAGUCAGUCGAUGGAAUUUAAGGGGUAUAACUCAUCUGAAAAGCAUCUCAGGCCAGCUGUUCUAGGGACCAGUUUCAUUGGAUCUCCAAUAGCAAAGUCUACCAUGCCUGUGAUUAGCAGAGACUUGGGGGAAUCGAGAAGAUUCCAAAAGGUCUUGCAAGGUCAAGAAGUAUUUCCUUUGACAUCUCAGCUAUCAGCUGAUGUCAACCGCAUUGUUUGGGGAAAUUGCAAAUAUGGUCUUGGAGAGCUUGCUGUUAAUCAGAAACCAGCCUCAGUAAUUUUCCCAUGCUUCAAGACUCCCAAACCUUGUGGCAUCUACAGUGGAAAUUCUUAUCCUUUGAGGAGCCCAACAUAUGACGUUCAAAGCUCUCAAAGAAGAGGCAUCAAAUGCAACAGCUUCACAAGCCAAAAUUCAAAUCAACCUAUCAUCUCUAGUGAGUUUGAGCUUCUGGAGCCCUUGAAGAAGCAACGUCUGUUUGAUAAUGCACAUAUGGCUACUGGUAUGAUGCCAACUUCAAGGGACAAUAAUCAAAGUGAUGUCAGUGGCAACGGUAGAAACAGCUGCAUGCUUUUUGGCUUUCCGUUGACUAAGGAAAACAACAUCUAGAACAGUGGGACUCCCUGGAAAGAUCUACCAAGGGCGUUCUGCAACUUAGCAUGCAAGAUUCAGGUACAUGCAAGCGUUCAAAUUGAAAGAGCUGCUGAUAUUUUUAUGAGGAAACAGCGAGGCGAUGUGAAAAGGUCGUUCCUAGUGGUCAUGAAUCAGUGCUUAUGAAUCACUAAGCUUUAGUUUGAUCAUGUAGAUGGAUUCCAUGUAUGAUGUUUAUGUCAUUUCUGGCAAUAGUUCCUUCUUACCUGAAACUAAGAACCUUGGUGUGUAAUGGUCCUUCUCAUAUGCGACCUUUUGGUGCUAUGCUGAAGCCUCUCCAUGUACGUCGGAGACAUGUUUGUGACCAUAACUGUGAUAGUUCCUUAAGCAGUUGGCAGUAUGUCUAUGCAGAAUUUUAAGAAACUAAAUCCACUUAUGAGGCA
Molecule: messenger RNA, 2630 nt
Organism: Nymphaea colorata (pocket water lily)
Lineage: Eukaryota; Viridiplantae; Streptophyta; Magnoliopsida; Nymphaeales; Nymphaeaceae
Product: auxin response factor 3-like
Exons: 11
Coding region: 199-2205 (668 amino acids)
Biological process (GO): response to hormone; regulation of DNA-templated transcription
Cellular component (GO): nucleus
Molecular function (GO): DNA binding
Source: RefSeq, a predicted model, not a curated record